AUGGUGAAGCUGCAGGCAGCCACUGUCUCCAACCAACUCAUACACCACCGCAAGCGCAAGAGACAGCCGGCACCAGAAGAGGAAGGCACGAACGAGCAGUCACUUGACAGCAGUGGCACAACGACAGUCGCUGUCCCAACUAAGACGCAUGAUGGCGGCAAGAAACCACGCCGUACUCCGAAGUCCGCCAGCGACCGUCCACCACUCAUCCGCCACGACUCGUCUACCGUGAUUGAGUCCACCAUUCCAUGGCCCAAUGCCUUCACCAAGCUCUCCCAGACUCACAAAGCGCUCAACCUCAUUUACACCUUCUGCUGCACGCGCAAACAUCUCGCCACCACCUUCGACACCAUCAAGAGCGCAGUCGAAGCCAGCCUCAAGCGUCCCCUCUCCAUCUCUGAUAUUGCGAAGGUCAAACGCCUCGUGCCGGCUGCCAUCAACUUCCAGUAUGUCGACGAGGAAGCGCUGCAGGUCGCACUCAUGGGCGAGGAGGACUUGCGGGGAGGGAAGAGGGCAGGUGACAUGUUCCCUGAGAACCCCAUGGAAGAGCGGGUGAGACGGGCGGCAGAAAGGAGGGAGAGGGGUGGAAAGGCGGAAGAGGUGCUGCUGUUUGAGUUCAUCGAUGGCGAUCUGAAGAGGCAGGUGCACAACCCCAAAACGGGCGAGGUGGUGAGGGCGCAUAAGAAGCUUAAGCAUGAGGAGCUCAACAUGCCGGUUUACAGUCAGAAGCAGAUGAUGCGCUUGAUUGAAAAGCGCAACGUGAAGUUCACAUCAGCAAUCAAUGCAUGGCUCAACGAGUCCGUCGAACUAGGCAUCGAUCCCGUCGAAAGACUGGAAGACGAGCACAAACCGUACAUUCCACUGCAAGCCUCUUCACGCUCCAGCACGCCCGCUCCGCUUGAUACCCUACCCAAAACUAUCCCAGAUGAUCGUAAAAGCAUCUCCGAGAUAGUAACCGAGCUCAAAGUCUCCGACUGGUACACCGGCCAGAUCGUGCCCGACGGCCACCGUGUCUUCGACCCACAGGAACCUGUUUACGGAGACCUCUCGUUUCCCCUUAGUCAAGACCUCGUCAAUGCGCUAUAUAACACGCGUCACAUCACGCGCCUCUACAGUCAUCAGGUUGAAGCGAUCAAUGCAUUGCACGAAGGGCAGAACGUCAUUGUUGCCACCUCCACUUCCUCAGGUAAGAGCUUAAUCUACCAGAUCCCGGUUUUGACAGCGCUGGAGUCAGAUCUGCAGACCCGAGCAAUGUAUAUCUUCCCAACAAAAGCUCUAGCCCAGGAUCAACGCCGCAGUCUCAAGGAUUUACUGGCCUGUAUGCCCGGCCUUUCCGACGUGAUGUGCGAGACCUUUGACGGCGACACACCCUUUCCUGAUCGUAAUCUCAUCCGGGACGAAGCUCGUAUCAUCUUCACCAACCCGGAUAUGCUGCACCUGACUAUCUUGCCGCAGGAAGAAAGCUGGCGGAACUUCCUGCAGAACCUGCGAUAUGUGGUCAUGGAUGAACUGCAUGUCUACAACGGCCUCUUCGGCGCGCAUGUAGCGCUGAUAAUGCGGAGGUUGCGACGGAUAUGUGCUGCGGUCGGGAACCGGCAUGUGAAGUUCAUCUCCUGCUCUGCGACUGUAGCGAAUCCACAAGAACACAUGCGCACGAUCUUCGGCAUCGAAGAUGUGCGGUUAGUGGACUUUGAUGGCAGUCCGAGUGGUCGGAAGGAGUUUCUGUGUUGGAACACGCCAUUUAAAGAUCCUGGCGAUCCGUCGAGCGGAAGGGGCGACACGUUUGCGGAGACAGCCCGAUUGUUUUGCCAGUUAAUCUUGAGAGGCGUCAGAAUUAUCGCAUUCUGCAGGGUGAGGAAGCAGUGUGAGAUCCUCACCACAGCUGUGAAGAACGAACUCGUCUCGCUUGAGCGUGGCGAGGUGAUGGCGCGAGUAAUGGCGUACAGAGGCGGCUACACUCCGCAAGAUCGAAGAAGGAUAGAGAGGGAAAUGUUCGACGGCAAAUUGGUAGGUAUCAUUGGCACUAACGCCCUCGAACUUGGCGUUGAUAUUGGGUCACUGGACGCUGUGCUGACCGUCGGCUUUCCGUACACCAUUGCCAAUCUCCGUCAGCAGUCCGGUCGGGCAGGUAGAAGAAACAAAGACAGCCUGAGUAUUCUUGUGGGAGACUGUUUCCCAACAGACCAAUACUUCAUGCAGAACCCGGACGAGAUCUUCACGCGGCCGAACUGCGAGCUGCAGGUCGAUUUAACCAACAUGCUCGUCUUAGAGGGCCACGUCCAAUGCGCCGCCUACGAAAUGCCAAUCAGCCCGGACGAAGACGUGCACUACUUCACCAAACAACUUCCGGAGAUCUGUGAAACUCGGAUGCGCAAAGACGAUUUAGGCUUCUACCAUACGGACGAGCGCUUCCUGCCGCACCCAUCACGAAGCGUGGCUAUACGCGAUACAGAGGACAGCCAUUUCGCCAUAGUUGACACGACCAAUGGUCGCAACGAAGUUCUCGAAGAGCUUGAAGCGAGUCGCGCCUUCUUCACGAUCUACGAGGGCGGCAUCUUCCUGCAUCAAGGCCGCACGUACUUGGUCAAGCAUAUGGAUACCGACAACAUGAUCGCCAAAGUCGAAUAUGUCAAGGUGGAGUGGACGACGCAGCAGCGAGAUUACACUGAUAUCGAUCCUGUGGAGACAGAAGCCAUCCGACGCAUUCCGGGAUCGCUAAGUCGAGCCUUCUUUGGCCGGAUACGAGUUCUCCAAAACGUCUUUGGCUUUUUCAAGGUGGAUAAGAAGCGUCGAAUCUUGGAUGCGGUGCAAGUGGACAACCCACCCAUCAUCAUCCAAUCCAAGGGCAUGUGGCUAGAUGUACCGAAACACGCAAUCGAAAUCCUGCAAUCACGACGCUUGAACCUGGCCGCCGGGAUACAUGCAGCCGAGCACGCGAUACUGAGUCUGAUGCCUAACUUCGUGAUCAGUAUGCCUGGAGACGUGAGGACAGAGUGCAAGGUUGCCAUCAAGGAGUUCGCGAAGAAGGAAACCCAGCGCAAGAGACCAGCGCGACUGACUUUUUACGACGACAAGGGUGGCCAGCAUGGCUCAGGUAUUGCGGCCAAGGCAUUUGAGUUCGUGGACCUUUUGCUCACGCAAGCCGAGCGGUGUCGGGAGGCGAACCAAGUCAUGUCGAAAGCCGGAGCGGAGGUCAUUCUAAAGUGUCUGCUCAACCGCGACAUCGAUGUCGAGAGUCUCCCGUGGGGUCCGGAAGACGAGAGGGUGAAGGCAGGCAUCGAGACGAUCAUCUUAGCGCAGGAGAUCCGGCCAAGACGAGGCGUAAUACUGGAUGUGAUAGAGGUGAAGAGGGAGGAAGGUGGGAGUAGAAGGGUAAGAGUUGGGGUUGUCAAUGGAGACGAUCUGGAAGGAGAGGAGGACGAUGUUAUAGUGGUCAAAGAUGAGCCUACCGAAUGA
Molecule: messenger RNA, 3456 nt
Organism: Baudoinia panamericana UAMH 10762
Lineage: Eukaryota; Fungi; Ascomycota; Dothideomycetes; Mycosphaerellales; Teratosphaeriaceae
Exons: 2
Coding region: 1-3456 (1151 amino acids)
Molecular function (GO): nucleic acid binding; ATP binding
Source: RefSeq, a predicted model, not a curated record